UCACGUUUGAUCCGAGGAAGGAGAGAACAGCUCCAACAACCGGGAUGAAGAGCCCCUCAGCGGCUACUGAAGACUAUUAUUAAAAUCAUAAUUAAGCGCUAAAACCACAAGGGUCAUGAAGCAUCACUGGAGAGAGGGUGCCAGCCAUGGUUACCAUGACAACCGUAUAAAACAAACAUUCCAGGUGGCACAACUGCCACUAUGGGGAAAAUGGAUCCCUUAUUUUUAGCUCUAAGUUAUUUUAAGAGACGCAAAUUUGAAAAGUGUAUAACAGCAUGUACGGAACUGCUGGCCAAGAAUCCUUAUGAUCAGGCCGUGUGGAGUCUGAAGACACGAGCGCUCACUGAACAAGUGUGGGUCGAUGAAUGUGAUGGUGAAGAGGAGGGUUUAGCCGAUGUCUUAAUGGAUGACAAUACUAUAGCUUCUGUUGCACGACCUGGUACAUCACUUCGUACUGCCCCUCCCUCCACCGCUGAUGGACCCUCACAAACCUUCAGGCCUUCAACACAGUCUGGUAGACCUCUGAGUGGAGUGGUUCGACCCGGUUCACAAGGUGGACGGCCUGGUACAAUGGAUCAGGCAUUACGCACUCCUCGCACUGCUCAGACAGCACGACCUAUGUCAGCUACAUCUGGUCGACAUGUGCGUCUGGGUACAGCCUCAAUGCUGUCAACAACAGAGGGACCAUUUAUCAAUUUAGCGCGUUUAAAUAUUGCAAAGUACGCAACUCAGCAGAAUAUUGCAAAAGCCUUGUUUGAAUAUAUUUACUUUCAUGAAAAUGAUGUCAGGCAUGCAUUAGACCUGGCAGCACAAGCCACACAAGCGCAGGAGUUCAAAGAUUGGUGGUGGAAAGUGCAGCUUGGACGAUGUUACUACAGACUUGGAUUGUUUAGGGAUGCUGAAAAGCAGUUCAAGUCAGCACUGAAGCAACAAGAUCACAUCAAUACUUAUCUCCUCCUGGGCCGUGUUUACAUUCGUUUAGAUCAACCAAUCGGUGCCCUAGAGGUGUACAAGGAGGGACUUGACAAAUACCCUGGAGAAGUUACUUUGCUUACUGCAAUAGCAAGGAUUUAUGAGGGUCUUCAUGAUCUGACAAAAGCAGUGAAGUUUUACAAGGAUAUCUUGCAUCAUGAUGCAACCCACGUUGAAGCAAUAGCAUGUAUUGGCACCCAUCACUUCUACACUGACCAGCCAGAGGUGGCUCUACGCUUUUACAGACGCUUACUGCAGAUGGGCAUUUACAACUGUGAGAUAUUCAACAACUUGGGUUUGUGUUGUUUUUAUGCCCAGCAAUAUGAUAUGACGCUCACUUGUUUUGAAAGAGCACUCAGCCUCGCAACAGAUCACAGCGUAGCUGAUGUAUGGUACAACUUAGGGCAUAUAGCCUUGGGUAUUGGAGAUAUAAACCUGGCUUACCAGUGCUAUCGUUUGGCUCUUGUUGCUAACAAUGAUCAUGGGGAGUCUUACAACAACUUAGGAGUGCUGGAGUAUCGCCGAGGAAACCUAGAUACAGCUCGUGCCUUCUUCAUGACAGCAGCCAGUUUAGCCCCACACAUGUUCCAGCCACAUUUUAACCAUGCUAAACUUGCUCAUAAGGUUGGAGACCUGCAGACAAGCUACAUUAUAGUUCAAAAGGCGCUCGCACUUUUUCCUGGACAUGUUGACUCUAAGGAACUCCUGAAGACUCUAGAAACACACUUUCAUACUUUGUAAUAAGCAAUUAUGGCAUCUAUUCAUAUUCUCAGUGGCAUGAAAGCUGCUUAAAUAUUAAAGAUUUCAUCUGUUAUCUUAUCCUCAUUAAAAUAAAAGAAUGAGAGUCCCCUACAAUUACAGCAGUUGAAAAUAAAAGUGACAAGUUCUAUAAAUUUAUGUUAAUUUUAUUAAUACUGCACUCAAGUUUUUUUUUUUUUUAUUAUCACACUGGCCGAUUCCCACCAAGGCAGGGUGGCCCGAAAAAGAAAAACUUUCACCAUCAUUCACUCCAUCACUGUCUUGCCAGAAGGGUGCUUUACACUACAGUUUUUAAACUGCAACAUUAACACCCCUCCUUCAGAGUGCAGGCACUGUACUUUCCAUCUCCAGGACUCAAGUCCGGCCUGCCGGUUUCCCUGAACCCCUUCAUAAAUGUUACUUUGCUCACACUCCAACAGCACGUCAAGUAUUAAAAACCAUUUGUCUCCAUUCACUCCUAUCAAACACGCUCAUGCAUGCCUGCUGGAAGUCCAAGCCCCUCGCACACAAAACCUCCUUUACCUCCUCUCUCCAACCUUUCCUAGGCCGACCCCUACCCCGCCUUCCUUCCACUACAGACUGAUACACUCUUGAAGUCAUUCUGUUUCGCUCCAUUCUCUCUACAUGUCCGAACCACCUCAACAACCCUUCCUCAGCCCUCUGGACAACAGUUUUGGUAAUCCCACACCUUCUCCUAAUUUCCACACUCCGAAUUUUCUGCAUAAUAUUU
Messenger RNA from Cherax quadricarinatus, 2461 nucleotides. It is a transcript of the gene BBS8, whose product is annotated as tetratricopeptide repeat protein 8. The record is from RefSeq and is a predicted model, not a curated record. Lineage: Eukaryota; Metazoa; Arthropoda; Malacostraca; Decapoda; Parastacidae. Gene Ontology annotation, cellular component: ciliary basal body; BBSome; non-motile cilium. Gene Ontology annotation, biological process: non-motile cilium assembly. Gene Ontology annotation, molecular function: protein binding.